AUGACGGUGGAGGACCAUGCUGACUUUCGCGAUUUCACUCCGAGCCGCCUGUUCAUCUACUACAACGAGCGGUACGUCGAGGGUUUUGUCAGAUGGGACAUCGGCGGCAUGCUCCGCGAUGGUAUCAAGACCAUGGCUCGGGUCGGAGUUUGCCCCGAAAAAGUCUGGACGUACGAAAACAUCUCGGAGAAGUUCAAGCAGGAGCCAGACUGGUUUUGCUACGAGCUUGCCAAGAAAUGCAAGAUCGUUGGUUAUGCGAGGGUCGCUCAGGAGCUGACCCAGAUGAAGAUGUGCAUCGCCAACGGUUAUCCCUUUGUCUUCGGUUUCUCUGUAUUUCCUAGCUUCCAGACGAAGGAAGUGGCAUCGACCGGAAAGAUGGUCAUGCCCCUCCCGGAUGAAGAGGAACGAGGAGGUCACGCAUACAUCUGCAAUCCAGACCUUGCAAACGAUUUCUGGUCUAUCGAGUGGGUGAAGUCCUUCGACAACGCAGGACUCUUAAAGGAAACUGCAGAGCAGGCAGAGCCCCAAUAA
Molecule: messenger RNA, 531 nt
Organism: Symbiodinium sp. CCMP2456
Lineage: Eukaryota; Dinophyceae; Suessiales; Symbiodiniaceae
Source: the annotation of a GenBank genome assembly